Messenger RNA from Melampsora larici-populina 98AG31, 1722 nucleotides. RefSeq lists its product as uncharacterized. Bases 1 to 1722 code for a protein of 573 amino acids. The transcript has 3 exons. Gene Ontology annotation, cellular component: endoplasmic reticulum membrane. The record is from RefSeq and is a predicted model, not a curated record. NCBI's taxonomy places the organism in Eukaryota, Fungi, Basidiomycota, Pucciniomycetes, Pucciniales, Melampsoraceae. Gene Ontology annotation, biological process: dolichol-linked oligosaccharide biosynthetic process; glycolipid translocation.
AUGAUGUCAAGCUCUUCUUCAACUUUCAUCCGAACUGGUGUUUCAUUGGUUUUACUUCAACUCUUAUCUAGAUUACUCACCUUCUCUUUGAAUCAAGCUCUACUUCGAUUCACCUCCCCGGAAGCUCUUGGUACUGCUUCGAUCCAACUCGAAGUACUUCUUAAUACUGUACUCUUUCUGAGUCGAGAGAAUGUCCGUGGGGCGUUAUCAAGACUCCAACUCGAAUUCUCAACUUUUCGCGACUCUCAUCUUUCCACUCGAUACCAACAAAUCGUCAAUUGCUGCUUCGUGCCUCUCCCAACUGGAUUCGUCCUCUCGACUGUACUGUUUACGAUUUACGUUCUAAGCGUGGGGGAAUCUACAUCAGCUCAAGCUUAUUUUAGGCUUUCACUAUUUAUUUAUUAUCUUUCAAGCCUUUGCGAAUUGACCUCAGAGCCUGCUUAUCUCUAUCACUUAUUGAACGCUCAAACCUCGGACCGAGUCAAAGUCGAAGGCAAGGCUGUGCUAUUGAAGACGGUCACUACGUUGUCUAUAAUCAUAUUUGGGUCACGAACAGGGAAGGAUUGGGCUUUGUUGGGGUUCUCGAUCGGUCAACUGAGCUAUGGUGCUUCACUUGCCAUCGGACUAUGUCGCAAUCAAAAUAAAACACAAAAUGCCUCAACAAAGCAGAUUGCCUUUUGUCCAAAGUGGUCGUUGAGUCAAAUUGACUCUGAUACCAAAUCACAGACAUCUGGCUCCAAUAGCAAUACAAAACUCAAAUCACAUGAACCUCUCGAGGACAGUCUAUUAGGUAGAACAAACUUCACACUGAUACGUGCAUUGACCCAACAAUCGGUUUUGAAACAAUUCUUGACAGAGGGUGAUAAGAUGUUGAUCGGUCGGAUCUGUCCGAUUGCUCAUCAGGGUGCUUAUGCUUUGGCUUUGAAUUACGUGAACAAUAAAUCAUCCACUUCAGGUUCUUUGGUGGCUAGAAUUGUUUUUCAACCAAUUGAAGAGACUUCUCGUCUAUAUUUUUCGAAAACGCUCGGAACCACUGCCAUCGCCACUGAGAAGGAAGCUAAAGAACAACACGCAUUCGCCACACUAACCGCCCUUGUACUUUUUCAAUCUUACAUCGGACUGGUGCUCAUUUCCUUUGGUCCGUGGUUUGUUAAAUUGGCAUUACUACUUGUCCUCGGUCCAAACUCGGCAUAUUUAGAAACUUCAGGAAAAGGCGCAUCGGUGGUGGUAGUGGACAUUUUGAGGGCUUACUGUGGUUUGCUCCCAUUACUCGCGUUAAAUGGGGUUUUAGAAGCAUUUGUGCAAUCUGUUGCGAAUGAAAAAGAAUUGGGUAAGAUGAGUAAAAUGAUGGUGGUAUGGUGCGCAGUAUUUGGAGGAUCGGUCUGGUUGAUGAGUUUGUUAGAUAUCGGAUCUGAGGUAGGUAUGGUACUUUGCACGUGUAUCAAUAUGGCUUGUCGAAUUGGGUAUUGUUGGAAAUUUGUGUUAUCAUAUCAGUUUAGUAGAAAAGUCGAAGCACUUUCAGUGGCGGAGGUCUUACCAAAUCAAGUAGUUUCACUAGUCUUCCUGAUUUCAGCUUGGCUAGUGAGGCGGAGUGAGAUCGGCUCGAGCGGGUUUAGGGUGAAGAUGGAGCCAGAGGGGAGAUGGCAGAUGGUAUGGGCAGCUGUAGGAGCACAUUUAAUAAUUGGGGUCGUUUCUUUUGUGACGUGUGCAGGAGUUGCGUGA